Ilex paraguariensis (yerba mate) is the source of this 697-nucleotide messenger RNA. The record is from the annotation of a GenBank genome assembly. NCBI's taxonomy places the organism in Eukaryota, Viridiplantae, Streptophyta, Magnoliopsida, Aquifoliales, Aquifoliaceae.
AUGGAGAAAGAUUCUAUUGCUCGUUUUGUGACGACUUUCAAAAAUACCCAGAUGGAGAAAGUAUCUAAAAUGGCUGCAGAGAAUGGUGUAGUGAUUUUCAGCAAGAGCACAUGCUGUUUGUGCUAUGCUGUAAACAUCCUAUUUAAUGAUCUUGGAGUGCACCCUUUGGUUCAUGAAAUUGAUCAAGAUCCAGAGGGGAGAGAAAUGGAGAAGGCUCUGUUGGGGAUGGGGUGCCAAUCACCUGUGCCAGCAGUUUUCAUUGGUGGAAAGCUUAUGGGGUCUACCAAUGAAGUCAUGUCCCUCCACCUAAGUGGGUCCCUGGUCCCACUGCUGAGGCCGUAUCAGGCUCAGUCAUCUUAAUCUUAUUACUGCAUUAUUAGUACGGGAAGGAAUAAAGCUUGGGCUCUCUUCACUGAUAUAGUAUUAUGUAGCUGUGUCCUAUGUAGUGCAUACUUAGUAGUUUUGAAUUAGGUUUGAGCAUGUAGCUUAGCUAUUUGCCUAAGUUAAAAAGUCUAAUUAUGAAUUUUAGCCUAUUUGCUUUAGCUUAAUGUGCUCAAUGCCAUAAAAGAGUAAUGAGAUGAAUGAAAUGGUCUAUUCAUAUUUGGGACAAGUUGUGUAUAUCCAACUAUCCGUGAUUCUGUAAUAGUGAUAGUUUCGUAUAUUGAACUGUUUCUUUUUCCCUACUUCAAUGAAAUAA